Messenger RNA from Bathycoccus prasinos, 1785 nucleotides. It is a transcript of the gene BOP1, whose product is annotated as Ribosome biogenesis protein BOP1. The transcript has a single exon. The coding region runs from base 1 to 1785 and encodes 594 amino acids. NCBI's taxonomy places the organism in Eukaryota, Viridiplantae, Chlorophyta, Mamiellophyceae, Mamiellales, Bathycoccaceae. The record is from RefSeq and is a predicted model, not a curated record. Gene Ontology annotation, cellular component: PeBoW complex; preribosome, large subunit precursor. Gene Ontology annotation, biological process: maturation of LSU-rRNA from tricistronic rRNA transcript (SSU-rRNA, 5.8S rRNA, LSU-rRNA); ribosome biogenesis. Gene Ontology annotation, molecular function: ribonucleoprotein complex binding; protein binding.
AUGAACUUCGACUCAAUAUCGAACUCUAAUACCACCGGAGACGUUCCAGAUGAAUGGUAUCGCGAUGAGAGUCACGUCGGUUAUUCGUUACUCGGAUUAAAACUGGAAAAACAGAAAAGGGUGGACUCUCUCGACGAGCUUUUACAUAAAAUAGACAGGAGUGAUAGUUGGAGACAGCUCGUAGACAAAAAGCUCGGUUCUGGCAUAUAUCUAUCGGCAAAUGAAGUAAAGUUUAUUCGUAAUUUAUGCACGGGUGUGUUUAUGAAUGAUAUCGAUGUAAAUACGCAAAUACAUACAUCUAAAGUCGAAAUUGGUCGGGCUAACGAGCCUAAACGCCGCUUUCUAGCUUCAAAAUGGGAAUCCAAACGUGUCAUUAAUAUUUUGAGAUCUAUUCGUAAAAGAAAACCUGAGUUAUCAAGGCUGCACCAGAUAGCUCCUAAGCUAGGAUUACUUUGGAAUGGCAUUGAACAUUCAGUACAUUCAGAAAGAGGAGCACUUAGAGCUCCCCGUGUCAAACUUGGGGGUCAUGAAGAUUCAUACAAUGCACCUCUUGAAUACCUUGGCAAUACAGGUGAUAUAUCUAAUUUAGGUACACUGCGCUGUGUACCCGUGUUCAAACACUUCCUCAACGAGCAGUUUGGUAGAUGCCUGGAUCUUUAUAUGUGCCCUAGGGCUAAAAGGUCAAAAAUGGAUAUGAAUGUAUCUGACUUACUACAAGACUUUCAGACACACGAUGUGAAGCCUCUCUUCCCUUCAAAGCUUAUGAUGAAGUUUGCUGGACAUGAAAAGGCAAUAACAUCAAUGAGUGUACAUCCGUCUGGAAAUUUAUUAGCAUCCUCUGCGUUUGAUAGCACAGUACGAAUCUGGAGCUUAUCUACGGGGAGAUGCCUUCAUAUGAUCAAAACAGUGGCACCAGUGUCUAGUGUGACAUGGUGCCCCCAGAGAGAUAAAUCCUUGAUUUCUUUCCACGUAUUUGAUACUGUGUAUUUUGUAGACUUGAUGGAUGCUUUGAAAUCUCGAUUCAAUGACGGUCCAAUAGAAAUUAAUACCGAAAGAAUGACGGCAAGUUCUUCUAUUGAGCUCCCGAGUAAAGUUCCUUGUGGCUGGUUCGACUUAAAUAAAGGAGUAUACAAUGUUACAAAUCCGUAUUAUCUAACUAAUGCAUCUUGGCACCAUAAGGGUGAUUUCCUUUGCGUAUAUGGAUCAAAUAUAAAUGAGAUAUGUGUCCACCAGAUUUCAAAAAGAACAUCACAAAAAUUAUCCAUAGAAGGGAACAAUAGUAUCUCGAGAAUCAUUUUCCACCCUUGCAAACCAUGCCUUUUGGUCGCUUCUGUGAAGUUCAUUGUAGUAUAUGAUCUCAAAAGUCAGCAAAUUUUACGUAAAUUUGUAUUUGAGUCAACUCGUGUAAACACUUUGGAUGUGCAUCCACAAGGUGACUACAUUUUGGUAGGUUGUGCUAACGGUAAAUUAUAUUGGUACAAUAUUGAGCAGUCGAGUAAUGCAGAACGUACACUAUCUUUCAACUAUGGUGUGAUAUCAGUAGAGUUUCAUAAGACUCAACCAUUUUUCUCUAUUGAAUUGAAUGACUCUUCAGUUCAGAUUUUUAGUUUUUUUGUAGCAGAUUUUUUGUCAAGGGUGGCAAUAAAACCGCUGAAAACAAUCAAAGAUAGUCGCACAAAAGUAUUCUCCGCAUGUCGCAAUUGUGUACUGCAUCCUGCGCAACCGUGGUUGUUUAGUGUAGGAGGUACUUUUGAUGACGAAGUAUUUCUUUUCACUGAAUACUAA